AUGAAUGCCGCCAUCCAAAGAAGAUUAAUUGGGAAGAUUUUUGCAAGAACAACAACAUGGCUUGUUUCCAGUGCCUCCAGUGCUCCCGCUUCCUGUACUCCCACUGCUCCCAGUUCUUCUACUCCAAGUGCUUCCGCUCCAAGUGGUCCAAUUGCUCCAAGUGCUCCCACUCCAAGUGCUCCCGCUUUAAGUCCGGUCAAAAGAAAAAGAAAAAACAACAUUCCCCAGUACACUAUCUCAAACCCAAGAAGAAGUGGAAGAAAGCAACAACAGGUUCCUAAUCACGAAAUCUCCCAGAAACGCCAGAAAUUGAAUCGAAAACUUAUGGGAAUCUAUAAUCGAAUGCGACAAGAAGAUGAUAUUAUUACGAGGGAUCAAAGGGACUUG
Diversispora eburnea is the source of this 387-nucleotide messenger RNA. NCBI's taxonomy places the organism in Eukaryota, Fungi, Glomeromycota, Glomeromycetes, Diversisporales, Diversisporaceae. The record is from the annotation of a GenBank genome assembly.